AUGGGUCUGCCCGAUCAGCGUGGUCUCAAACUGCGUGAGCGCAUUAAAGCGUGCAUUGUGCGCUUCUGGGCCUUGGGCCACAUUGUGGUUGACCUGCUUGACCCUGAUCCAUGCUCUAAGCUUAUCAAGCGCAAGACGUUGGGUCUCGGAGAGGUAGUCAAGACUCUGCAUCUCUUUACAGAGGACCAGUCGAAAACGACUCAGGUAGAGGAUUGA
Molecule: messenger RNA, 216 nt
Organism: Peronospora matthiolae
Lineage: Eukaryota; Oomycota; Peronosporomycetes; Peronosporales; Peronosporaceae
Source: the annotation of a GenBank genome assembly